AGCAACGCCAACGGCCUGGCCAGGAGACCAAACUAGGCCUAGGGAUCCCCCGAAGUCGAAACCAAGGGCGGCGAGAGAGCGAGCUCGGAGGGAGGAAAGGCGGCAAGGAGCGGCCCGUCGCCACUCUGUCCUCCGCCACCCUGAAUUUUGAGAAUGAGCUGAGGAAGUAGCAGGAAGGGGCCAUGUCAGGUGCAAUGCAGGAAUUGGGUACGACUCGAAUGCACGACUCAGAUUAAGAGUUACUUAGAUUAGAGUCACUAGGAAGCCCUGCUGGAUUUUUUUUUUUAAAAAAUCUUAAUUGAAAAUGUUUUCAGGAGCAAGAGCAAUCCUAUGCAAAAGCAGCAUGCGGGUGUAAAUGAAGCCAGUGUAGUUACAGCAGAUUCAAACCCUGUUCAGCAGCAAGGCUGCUGCUGUUCUGCCUUAGCCUGGCAGAGGGGAAAUAGGCCUUUCAAAUAGCGUGCUAUGCUAGAUUGUCAGGCCGCUGGAGCUGAAUGGGUUUAGGAUCCAGCCUAAGUCCCUUUUGCAACCACUUUAGCUCAGCCAGCUGUGCCAGGAUGAGGCAAUUACACCAGCAUAACUUCAGCUGAGCUGGAUUGGAAAUUUAACACUGGCUGAGCUGGGAAUCAGCCAGCGAAACCAAAUAUCUGCUCAUCCCAGUGCACUUUGUCUAGGACUGCCCCUUCAUCUGUCCUUUAUGUGAUUUAAAUAAUAAUGUCUCAUUCUCCCAUACUGUUUUCUAAAUUCUAGAACACUUCAGAUUUUACUACAGUGUUUCAAAUGUUUGGCCUAAAUUUAAAACACGUUUCUAAUUACAGUGGUACCUCUGGUUACGUACUUAAUUUGUUCCAGAGGUCUGUUCUUAACCUGAAACUGUUCUUAACCUGAAACUGUUCUUAACCUGAAGACCACUUUAGCUAAUGGGGGCCUCCUGCUGCCGCUGCGCCGCCGGAGCACAAUUUCUGUUCUCAUCCUGUAGCAAAGUUCUUAACCUGAAGCACUAUUUCUGGGUUAGCGGUAACCUGAAGCAUAUGUAACCUGAAGCAUAUGUAACCUGAGGUAACCACUGUAUUUCUGUUCUCAUCCUGAAGCAAAGUUCUUAACCUGAGGUACUAUUUCUGGGUUAGAGGAGUCUGUAACCUGAAGCGUAUGUAACCCGAGGUACCAUUGUAUACAUUUAUAUGGUUGCUGCACAGAGCUGCCUGCUUCCCCCAGUUUUGCACUGCACAUCCUGUGGUAAAAUCUAUUGUAAUGGGAUUAAGCAAGCAUGUGACCCUUUUCACAACCAGACACAAUAAUCUCAUCCUGUAGGCUUCUAUUCACAAUGAAUCAGGAUGGAGACACGUGUGACAAAGUGGUAACUCAGCAGAAUCCUUAAUCACCAGACCAGCAAGAGAGAAGCUGCAGAAUACACUGCAAGAAAGCAAACCAACUUCUUACUAAUUGGUCUGAUCUGGAGGAAAAAUACAUCAAUUCAAUAUGCAGGAAGUGAUUGGUUUCUGCAGAACUGUAUCUCCAGGAGUAAAUCAUUUUAAAUGUAGGUGUUUUAGUUUUUAGACGGCUCUCAAAUAAACUUUCUGAUGAAUCAGCCUCACGGCCCACAGAGGUGACAAAGAAAUAAAGAAGGGAAAGAGAAAACAAACCCUUGGAAUAUAAACUUUGUGGCACUUUUGAACUGAGUUUUGGAAUAUACUGUUUCUGAACUGGGUGACUUUGGUGAUUUAUUAAUGUAAAAGGUUUUCAUUGAUGUUCUGAUACUCAUUGCUGGGAAUAAUACAUGAAGGAGAGUUAUGGACUACUUUGUUUCUUAUUCUGAGAAGCAGUGCUUUUCAGAAUUAUUUGACUCUUCUGAUGGGGAGGAGAUGGAAGAGGAAAGGAUGGAGAGAUAUGCAGCAGAUUUAGAGAUGAAUCCUUUUGAUGGAUUGCCAUUCUCUUCCCGUUACUACAAACUUCUCAAAGAAAGAGAGGAACUUCCAGUCUGGCAAGUGAAAUAUGCUUUCAUGGAAAGUCUGCAUCAUCAUCAGAUUGUGAUUGUUUCAGGAGAUGCCAAAACUGGUAAGAGCUCCCAGGUGAGUGUUUGUAACAAAGCACUUGCAGUAUGAUAUGAAUUAAUUAUAUGCAACAUUCAUAUUUUUAAAAUAGAUCUUGUAAUUGACAGAACAUUGAACUAAGUUUUUAGGCAUGUGAUCCUGUAUGUUACCACUUAUUGAACAUCCUAGAAUGUAAAACUGUUGCCUGCUUUCAGUGAUUGUCCUGUAGUAUUCCAAUAUUGUCAAAUGUAUUAGGCCAAUCAAAAUCUCAUCUGCACAACAUUAAUUGCAGUAGGCUUGGGAGUGGUGGUGACAGGAAUGGUUUUACUAGGGCUUCAGGACUGAGGUCCUUAAAAAAACAGGACCCAUGAUCCAGUUUUGUACUGCACAGUUAAAGAUUUGUUCAUGCAGGAGGGGAUCUCUCUCAACUGUUGAGUUUCAAUACUUGUUUGGCAUGUAGUAUGCGAGAGAUUGCCAUUUUUUAAAAAAAAGUUCAAAAGAUCAGUACCUGAAGUUCAUUUCACCAUAUAGUUUGACAGAAUGCACUUCUUAUUGCCUAUUUGAUUAUAUUAUCCAACAUUUCAUUGUAGGUGGUUGAAAAGUCAAGAAUUAAAAUGUGAUAUGGUUUUAGAAACAGAGGACAAAUUAACUGAUAAAUGUUGUAUUUCAUAAAAUUUAUACACUGCUUGUUUGUUAAAAAAUAACCUUAUUUUAUCUUUACAAAAAGAUAAAAUAAAAGCAAGAAAAAAUAUCAAAGCCAUACUUCAAAACAUACAAAAGUUAAAACAUUGUACUUAAACAGAUUAAUAUGAUUAGAUAUAUAGAUAGAGAUAUAGUGCAUGUUUAGAAUUUUAACUUUAAAUUCCAUGAAUUUCUUUAUCAUGUAUAAGACAAGCAUAAUCAAUCAGUAGUUACUUCCAUAUGAGCUACAUUGAAAUCAAUUCACUAAGACAAGAAAAGGCAAUCUGUUUCCCAAGGGCAUCUGCCAGCCCCCUCCACUGGCACAAGGACUUUGAACUUUCAUCACCACAAGCAUUUCAAAAAGUUAAGAACAUUCAUUUCUGCUAUUAAUGUAUGACAUAUAUAGGGCCAUCUCAGUGACUCCACUAUUAUGGAAUACUUCCCACACACCCAGGCUCAAAUGGACCUCUUUCUUCUAGUUAGUGAAGAAGACAUUUAUAUUCCAGCACUUAUACCUUGCCAUACUGUCAAUAAAACAGGAGUGAGCUACCUUUCCAGCAUGAGGGCCACAUUCCUUCAUGGGAAACCACAAGGCAACAUAACCACAAGGCAACAGAGGUUUAGGAGGUUUUCUCCUUCCCCAAGAUAGGCUACCUUCCCAGGCUGGUGAGCCCCAUUUCCCCCUGAUUUCCCUUAACAGCACAUGAAGAAAAGUCUUCUUGACCAUUGUACCUGCUAUUGGCCUCGUCUUCAAAUGCAGGGGAUAGAUAAGUCCUUAACUCACUGAGGGUUUAAGACCCAUCGGCUACCCUUACCUGGUUUAGCUGGCCAGUUGCAGCUGUUUCCCAGGAUGUCACCACUGUUACGUGUUGACUGCUUCUAUGAGCCACAGGUGAGAGCUGAGUGCAGGUUUGGGGACCAAAGAUGUACAAACUUCCCCAGAAGAAACACAACGUGUCCCCACCAGAGAUACUGCCCUCCCCUAACAUCUAAUUCAAUCAUUUAAACAAUUAUACAUGAUGGUGCAUAAACUGACCCUUUAUUAAUUUUCCUUUCAAAAGGAAAGAAUAUAUUUUGUUCCCCUGUUUUAUAGCCAUGUGGAUUACUCCAAGAAUGUCUACAGAUGUACAACCCCCAUGGAGUUCCUCUACAAAUUCCAGAGUUAUGGCAAUAAAUACAAACAAUCCUUCUGCUUCAAAUAAACAUUAACAUCAGCUGUUUACUUCUUUCUGACAGAUGGUCAUUUUGUGCUAAAGUGACUGAGCAGAGCCAGGGCUGUAAGCCCAGAAGGAAACACAGACAGGGAUUUGGCCCCCCUGACCCUGAUCAGAAAUGUCCCUCACACUGUUAAACCAAGCAAGGAACCAAAAUGCUCAAGUAUGAUAGGGUUGGUGUCCUUUUCUCCCCAGAGGCCAUUCCUGUCACUUCUCUAAUAUACUCAGGCUAAUCUAGUUCAGAACAAGAAAUUCCCAGACCUGUCUUUCACUUUAUGUUUGACCACUUAACUGACUCGGGGUCUUGACAUUUAUCCAGGAAAAUAAUUUCCAUUUAUUGAACUGUUCAGCUGCUAGUAGGCAGACAGCUAGCAAGCAAACAGCAGAUGUUCACUUGAGACAGCACAUGUAAUCAAAUAAGCUUGUGUAUUCAUUUCAUAGAUGGAUUCAUUCCUCUCUAACUUUUUUAAUAUUAAAGGUGCCCCAGUGGUGUGCUGAAUAUUCUCUUUCCACUCAUUUUCAACACGGAACAAUUGUGUGCACACAGACACAUAAACAUACAGCAGUAUGGCUGGCAUUGCAAGUAGCUGAUGAGAUGGACGUCAAUAUUGGUCAUGAAGUGGGUUAUGUGGUCCCAUGUGAGAGCUGCUGCAAUAGUGAAACGAUCCUGAGGUUUGUGCAUUCAUAUUCAGUCCCUCUAAUAUGUACAGGUACUCUAGAUAACCUACAUACAAAUGUGUAAUUCCAUUAUGCUCUAGCAUCACACACUAGCUAAGAAACCGAGCCUGAUACAGUUCCAUGAAGAUUAUGUGGCAAGACUAUAAAGGUCUUGAUCUUCAGUAGCUCUAUGUGAUAAAGUGAAUGGGUUGCAUUGAACCAGAUACUGAGGUCAAAAUGAGUCGGGGACAGGGUUAUCAUUCCCCACCUUACAAAUACAUGUGCUAUUGAUGUCUCUGUGGAUCCCUUUAAUUAACCAACUUAGAUGUGGAAAUGUGAAAAAACAAAUUACUGCAUUUAGGAACAUUGUUGUGGAUGUAAAAUUUGGCUGUCAGAUGGCCUAAACCCUACCCUAUAGGAGAUGCAUCAUGUUUCUGUGCAUGUAAUGCACACACAUAUGUGUACAUGUAUGGCAUACAGCUUUACCCUAGCUUUUGACACUUGAGGUGUAUAUUUUUGGGACCCAUCUUAGUACUUGACCUCCAAUUCUGACAAGCUGUUUUUUUACUUUUUCUGAGCAUAAAUCAACUCUGUGCUCACAGUCUGGCAUGUUAAAACCUACUGCAGUCAGUGGAAUUUAGGCUGCAAUCCUGUGUUUACUUACCUGUGAGUUAUCCCUGUUGAACACACUGGGACUUCAUUUUGAGGAAACACACAUGGGAUUGCUGUGUCUUUCUCAUACCAAAUAUAUGCUGAAUUAUUGCCUCCUCCACAUGCAGCUGCUAGUCACACUUCUCUGAAGUCUCUCAGCCCCACUCACCCCACAGAGUGUUUGUUGUGGGGGAGGAAGGGAAAGGAGAUUGUUAGCCGCUUUGAGACUCCUUCAGGUAGUGAUAAAGUGGGAUACCAAUCCAAACUCUUCUACUCUUCUUCUUGCAGGUAUGACAGGCUAUUCUAAUCUGCCAUGAUUUCUCCGACCCCACCACUUUAGUGCAAUUUUGUUGAUAUUUUCAUUUUGAAGGAAAAACCUGGGCAGAUUAUGCAUAGCCUGAAGAAUGCAUGCUGUCUCCUUCAGCUUACCGUAUGUCAUCACCAAUUUUGAAUAAUGAUCUUUCUUUCUUUGCAUGGCUACAGAUACAGUACAGAUGACAUGCUACAAAGAGAAAUGAUGUCCAAUCCCUUUCUGAGCAAUUAUGGAAUCAUCAUUUUGGAUGAUGUGCAUGAAAGAACUCUCCCAACAGAUGUAUUGCUUGGACUCCUUAAAGAUGUAGUGAUAUUAAGACCCGAGCUGAAGCUAAUUGUAAUUACAUCUACUCAGAUGUGCACCAAACUACAGACAUAUUAUGGCAGCACGUCUCUCAUAACAGUGAAAAGCAGAUACCAGGUGGAGGUUGUGUAUACCUGUUGCAUUCAGAAAGAUAAUUUCUCUUCUGCUUUAAGACUGCUUUUUGAGAUUCAUAACUCUAAAGAGAGAGGUGAUAUCGUGAUCUUUCUGGCCUGUGAACAAGUAAGUAAAUCAUUUAAUGUAUCACAGAAAAUAUUUGCAUACUUGGGCUUCCAUGUUAGGAUGAGCAAUUUCCGUAACCCCUUCUGUAAUUAGGCCAAUUUUUAAAAAGUAUUCAUGUUGUACUAAGUCUACAGUUCUAUAUAUACUUACUUGGGAGAAAGUCCCAUUGAACUAAGUAGGGUUUACUUCAGAGUAGGCAUGCCAAUAAUUAUGCUGUAAGGUAACUGUAGCAAGCUACUUUUAGGAAGAUCUAGCAUCAGCUCACUUUACCAAGGCUGCUAUCUAGGUUGUGGCUUAUUCCUCUCACAGAGCUACAAUUCUCAAAGCGAUUUAACAGUCAAUCUCUCUUCCGAGGGAACUAUGAGAAUUGUACUGCUGUAAGGAGAAUAGGGGUCUCCUAAAACUUCCAGCGGGACGUGGGUGGUGCUGUGGGUUAAACCACAGAGCCUAGGACUUGCAGAUCAGAAGGUUGGCAGUUCGAAUCCCUGUGACGGGGUGAGCUCCCAUUGCUCGGUCCCUGCUCCUGCCAACCUAGCAGUUCAAAAGCACGUCAAAGUGCAAGUAGAUAAAUAGGUACCGGUCUGGCGGGAAGGUAAACAGCAUUUCUGUGCGCUGCUCUGGUUCGCCAGAAGCGGCUUUGUCAUGCUGGCCACAUGACCUGGAAGCUGUACGCUGGCUCCCUCGGCCAAUAAAGCGAGAUGAGCACCGCAACCCCAGAGUCGGUCACAAGUGGACCUAAUGGUCAGGGGUCCCUUUACCUUUACCUUUACCUUUAAAACUCCCAGCACCCUUAACAUAGUACAGCUCCCGUGACUCUUUGGGAGAAGCCAUUAUGGUUUAAAGAGGUCUAAAACUGUUUUCAGUGUAUAGUACAGACGGAGCCCUAGAUAGCAUAUCCUAUAAUAGUGGGUCUUUAGAUUUUCUGGGAUCAAAACUGCUACUAAGAAAUCAAGGUGAAUAAUCAUGUAGGCAAAGCAUUUUGGUCCUGUAUGUAUCACUUUGACAUUAAAAGACUUGGGGGAGGGGACAGUAGUAUGCAAAAGAAAUACUUUAAGCCUUUGGAGAGAGAGAAGUGCAUUUUAAAUUGCAUUAUACUCUUUUCCAUAUCUUUUGCAAGCAAUCAUUUUCUAUAAUGUGAAAGAAGAAGAACGACAUAAUUUAACAAAUACUUUAGAGCUGUUGAAUUCUUACACUUUUAUGCCUUUAAAUUCUCAAACUUAAUUUUUCAAUUAAUGGUUUCUUUAGCAUUUUAUUGAUUUUUAUUACCCCCAGAGAGUUCAUCUGCCACUGGGGAGAAUGCUAUAAAGCAAAAUUGCAAUUCUCCUAUAUGUUCAAUUAUUUUAAUAGCGAUAAAGAAAAAUUAGUCACUUUCAUAUAUGGUUUAUAGCACUUUUGAUACUUUAAAUUCUAAAUAGACUAAGAACAUAAUAGUAAUUUUCAAAGUUAGCAAGAUAGAGAUUCUUCCAAAUUAAUUUGUCCUAUUUCUGGGAAGUGUAUGGAACACACUGAUAUGGAAAAUCAAGGCGCCAUGUUAUAAUUUUUCAUUACAGUAUUACUGUUCUAGUAGUAUGUUAAUGUUUUGUUAUGGAUAUUAGAAUGUCUUUCUGUGAGAUUGGUAUAGCCAUGAUAGACUGUCAAAUGGCAGAAAUCUGUAAGGAAUAUGGCACUUAAGCAAAUGGGGGAAGGAAGAGAAAGAAGCCCCUUCUUGGGCUGAAAUAAAUUCCUCAAGAAACAGAAUUGCCGCAUUACCGUAUAUGAUGUUUCUAUGUAUGCUUCUGUUACAAUUUCCUCAAUUUAAUCAGCAUUAUGACUGUUAUAUUUUUGCCAUUAGAGCUUAACAUAGAAAUAAAAUCCAUUAAAAAGAGAGAAUAGAUUCAGAAUUGGCACAGUGAGCCUGUUUAAUUUUCAUGAAAGAUGUCUUCACUGCUUCUAGGAAAUUGGAAAAGCCUACAAGAUUAUUCAACAAGAAGGGCCUAAUUUAAAUCCUGAACUUGGUGAAUUGGUCCCUGUUCUUCUCUAUCCCAGUGAAAGAGAGAGAAUCCUCAAGCCAAAUGAAGAAGGGCCGUGCAAAAAUUACAGGAGAAGAGUGUUGCUAACUACAAGCUUUGGGGGAUCUUUGGUUUGGAUUAAAACUGUGGCCUUUGUUAUAGAUGUUGGGAUAGAGAAAAGAAAGGUAAGUAAAAUAAUAUUUAAUAAAUUACCAGUGGGGCAACACAUGUCUCAAAGGUGAGGUUUCACAUACCUGCAUAGUUCAUUAUGGUGUGGAUCUUGAUAUGUACUUGUUUAAAAGGCUGGCAUAAUUUUCUAUUCCCUCCCCCCAUGUACAACAGGGAUUCACCUGCCUCUUGUCUCUUUCCCCCACCCCCAUAGUUCCUUCCACACCCUCAAACUCUGUGCUGCAGCAUUGGAAGUCAGCUCAAUCAACAUUUUUAAUUAAAACAGGUUUUCAGUGCAGAGGCCAAAUUGUAUUUUCAUUGAUUUUCAAGCUUCUUGGUUUUAUUUUUAAGAAACGUCAGUCCAGACAAAUAUACAUGUAUGAAGGGAUGUCCUUUCUUGAAAUAGCCAUUCAGCCAAUACAGAAUUCCAUGUGAGCUCUGCUGUGUUUAAAACAAAACAAAACAAAACACUGACAUGAAAAGAGGAAUGUUUUUGCAGAUUCCAUUCUCCAUUCACUGAAAUAAAUGGAGAACUAUUCCAGGCAUGGGAUCUUGCUGCACAUCAGAGCUCCUAAGCCUGAACCAUUGCUGCUUCCAGAUGGGUGGCUGCUAGCACUGAUAAAUCAUUGCUUUUUCACUGUAAACUACAACUGAGAAUGUAAUUGACUUUCCCCACAUUUGGGGUUAUUGCACCUGCUUUCUGUGAUUAUCAUGGAAUAUGAGUCAAGUGUAUCAAGCAGUGGUGGGUGUGGGACUGGACAGGAAUACAGGAGGAACUCAUAGACCUGUUAUGCACCCCUUAUCUCCCAGUUCUGCCUGUGUCUGUAUGAUGCAGGUGGCACUGUGGUCUAAACCACUGAGCUUCUUGAGCUUGCCGAUGAGAAGGUCACCAGUUCGAAUCCCUGUGACGUGGUGAGCUCUCGUUGCUCUGUCCCAGCUCCUGCCAACCUAGCAGUUUGAAAGCACGCCAGUGCAAGUAGAUAAAUAGGUACUGCUCUGGCGGGAAGGUAAAUGGCAUUUCUGUGCGCUCUGGUUUUCCUCACAGUGUUCUGUUGCACCAGAAGCGGUUUAGUCAUACUGGCCACAUGACCCAGAAAGCUGUCUGUGGACAAAUGCCACCUCUCUCGGCCUGAAAGUGAGAUGAGCGUGCAACCCCAUAGUCACCUCUGACUGGGCUUAACCAUGCAGGGGUCCUUUCCCUUUACCUAUAUUCACAUAGACAUAGGAAAAGGGGGAGAAAGAGCUAUUUUGAGUCUAUGGGAGUACUGUGUGUGCAGGCACUGCAUCCUCAGUGGACUGGUGUGUUUUAUUGAAGAGAAUUUCUCCAAGAUAUGACAGCAAAACUACAACGAUCCUGACAGGAACAAGUGGUGUUUCAGUCAAUUUAUCAAACUGCUUUCACUUUUUCAUUUCAAGACAAGUGAAACAAUAAUAAAUAUUGUGGAAAGGAAAUGAAUUUGCAGCCAAGCAUUUCAUGAAACACAGCAAGAAAAACCUUCUAAGCAAAAACUCAAUGCAAAUCCAUUGCAAUCUUGCUCAAUCUUUCUUUUUUUCAACAAAGUCAUGUCUCUCUUGAUUUGCAAGGUAUACAGUCCUCGAAUCAGAACAGAUGCUGUUGUGAUACAGCCCAUUAGCAAAAGCCAAGCUGAGAUGCGUAGGCAAAUUCUGGGCAUGUCUUCAGGUAAGGAGGGGGGAAUCAUUGUCAGCUUUAAACAACCGUGUUUAUCAUAAGAGAAUGUGUUGAAGCAAGGUUGUUGUUGAAUUUCCUGACAGGUAAAUGUUUCUGCCUCUACCCUGAAGAAUUUACAGAUAAUGAAGUGAAGCUGCUACCACCGGCCAAAAUUCAGGAAUCCAACUUGACUAGCAUGGUUCUUUUUCUGAAAAGAAUGGAUAUUGCAGGCCUAGGCCACUGUGAUUUCAUGGAUAGGCCAGGUAAUACCAAAUUGUUAUCCAUUUUCUUAGCCUUAGUCUGCUGUCUGAACCAGGGCUCAUGGUUCAACACUCUCCUUGCUAACCAUAAACUGUAACUAAGGUCUACUCUUAUGGUGUGUUUGCACACAACCUGUUUAUUUUUAUCUGCUGUACAUGUUCCAGAAUGAAAGUUGAGUAUUUGAGGGGAAUUUUUGGUCAGGAACGCAUUAGAAAAUUUCCCAUAUUAACAAAUGGGUAUUGUCGACUCGAUACAUGAACACUCGCCUAACAAACGAUUUCCAUGGAACACAUUGUGUUCAGGUAGCAGGAUCUGCCUGUACAUACAUAGCUACCUAGCACCUGCCUCUUUGCCUGUAGCAUUCCCCUAAAUAAAUAAAGACAUGGAUAGAUAAUAUAAGAUAGCAUAAGCUUCGUAUAGCACAGAUUAUGUGACCACAGUGGUUGUCAGUUACACCAUUAGAAUAAAACGGACGCUCACAAAUAAUAUCAUAACCCAAGCUCUGCUAAUACUGUGCUUAGGGUGGCAGCUUGAUAACUACCGUGAUCUAACUCUUAAGAUCAAACUUGAUGUUACAAUAAAGACAUGGUGGCCAUCAGGAACAGAAGCCAUGUGUAUAGUAUUAGUAUUAAUUUACAGUGUCUAAGAUGUUCCAGGCACUGAACAGAGAUUAAAAGAAAGACAAUCCCUGAUCACAAUCUAAUAGAUAUGAUACAGAAAGGAACAUUGUUGGGGAGGGAAGCAGAAAGCAUGCAAAUGUCAGCGCUAACAAUUGCAGUGAUAAAAUAUUACCAGUAUCUGCUUGUAAACAGGUCUUGUUUCUGGUGAAAUUCCUGGCUUUUAGCUUUAUCCUUUAGCAAGUGCUCUGUGUUUAGCAGUUACUAAAGAUAACCUGCAAUUCAAGCCAAUUCUUUAUUUAAUGGAAGUGCCACAUUAAACAAUAAUGUAAUCUUCACUUCUACAAAAGAUAAAGCCUGACUUUCAGCAAGAUGGAGCAAUUCAUUUAAAUAAAACAGCUUUUACAGAUCUUUAACAAGUACUUCUUUUGUAUUUCCAGAUUUAUUGCAUUUAUCACUCUUGUUUUGACCUUAAAAAAAAAAACACCUUUUAAAAAACCAUGAAAAAAUAUGGGAAGGUAACACUUUCCUUCCUGAACAGAGAGGCAUUGUGCUUUCAAAAGGGAGUGAGAAACAUCGGUUAUUGUUUCCCCUAUAUAGUGUUGCCUCUCAAAAUUGUCAUUCUAAGAAUCUCCUUUGGUAUGCUGCACAGCAAGCUUUGUGUCUGCUUUCAGUACUGACUAGGAUAAUUUAAAGGUGGGUUUUGUAUUUUCAGUUUAAAGUGGAAGCAAGAAUAAAGCAAGGUCAAACUGGAUAGUAUCAGCUGUGGAGAUGAUCACUCAACCUCACAGUCUGUUAUGUUUUUAUUGAAAAUACAGAACUCUUAACUGUCAUCCAAAUAUGUGAGGAGCCUCCCUUGACAAUCCAUAGCCAAUUUCCAUUCUAAGUAAGAAUGAGCUAUGUUUUGUUGCAUUAGGAAUGGCCUCAGAAGGAAGUCCCUCCACAUUUUGAAUACUAUGUACAGUUUUGAUUGGCUCAUCUCAGAAAGGAUAUUGUAGCUCUGGAAAAGGUCCAGAAAAACUAUCGUGAUUGGAGCAUCUUCCCUACGAGGAAAGACUAAAGCAUUUGGGGGCUUUUUAGUUGAGAAAGAGAUUGCUAACUGGGGACACAAUAUCGGUUUAUAAAAUUAUGCAUGUUCCUCCCUCAUAAUAGUAGAACUUGGGAUCAUCAAAUGAAAUUCUGGGCUGUAGACUCAGGAAAGAUAACUUGUUUCUUCAUACAUGUAAUUAAUUUACAGAGUCCACUGCCACAAUAUGUGGUGAUAUUUACUAGUUAGAAGUGUUUAAAGGGGGAUUGGACAAUUUGGUGGACAGGGAAUAUUAAUCACUGUGGUUAUAUUGCACUUCCAUGUUCAGAAGCAGUUGUCCACUGAGUACCAAUUGCUAGGAAGCAACAGCAUACUGUAGUAAUUGGAAUGUUAAAAAAUAAUAAUAGUAGGUCUGGGGAGACCCAGGAUCAAACUCCCAUUCAGCCAUAAAGCCAUCAUGCAACCUUUCAGCGUAGCCUACCCUACAGGGUUGUUGUGAGGUGAAAACUUGGGGAGAAACAUGUACACCAUCCUGAACUCUUUUUUGGAAAGAGGGGAUAUGAUUGUAAUAUAGACAUAAAUAAAUAGCAGAAGAUGUCUAGUGCCUUGAGGCUCUUCUUGUGUGAUUCCAAGCGUUAUAUAGUUUACUGCUGUGGGAAGCAGAAACUGGACUAGAUGGAGGUUCUGAAGUACAUUGCCUGAAAUGCGGUUCAGUAAGAGACUGAAUUUUUCAGGGUGAUAAUUGCUUAAGAUGAUUCUCUGGCAGACUUCUCUGCAAUGCCAUUUUAGAAAUACAUUAUAGUUGCCAUUAUGCCUUCCAAGUAUACUUCAUCUUUACUUUGCAGAGAAUUGAUUCACUCUCAGGAUGAUUGAUUAUUUAGGUACUAUUUUUUAAUCACUUAGUGGUACUGCAUUAGAUCUAUUUUGAUUUCUCAGGUACAUUCCCUCCAUAUGGUACUUGUACUUAGGGACUUAUCCCCAUGACAAAAAUCGCUUCAUUUAUGAAUGGUGUGUGCAUCAUUCAGCUUUUUGUCCAUGUAUUGUGUACUUGGCAAUAGUGGAUUUUGUGUGCCAAAAAUGAUUUGAUGCCUUUUUAGAAUCUUAUUCCAUUUAAAUGAAUGGGGAAGCCUUUAGACGUGGGCAGUACCCCACCCCACUUCCUUUCCCCCCUGCAAAUUUGAAGGAAGUGGGAUGCUUUCAAAGUUUGGGGGAAGAAAGAAAGUAUAAUGUUUAGGCCAGUCUCAAUCAGCUGAAAGACAUGGGGUGAUUAUAGGCCCACGUGAAAAGGGGUGGGAUGACACCCCACUUCAAGCAAUUUGUUUUACUAGACUGGGGCCCUGUUACAUCUUUUAACCUAGCCAUUUCCUUUUGACUUUAUCAUAGUCUUUUUUUUUUUUGUUAUAUAUAAUAUGUUCAGAGAGCCUUUAUAGGUGAAGAGUGGGACAAAAUAUAUUUAAGAGAUUGGGGUUAACUAACAUCAUGCUGUCCAGAUGUUGUUGGACUGCACUUCCCAUCAACCCUAGUGAGCAUGGCCGGGAUGGUGAGAGAUGGAGUCCAGCAACAUCUGGAGGGCAAAAUAAUUGAAUGUGAACCAAUUAUCCACUUUCUGGUCUCUUGACUUAUGCCUGAGUCAUAUGAGUGAAUCUGAACAAUAUCCAAUGGCCCCAUUUGAAACUGUCCUGAGGCAGCUUUAGGUGUGAGUGUUCUCUGUUUAAAUAGUAAUGCACAUCAGCUUGCUAAGAACAGGUUGGAGUGUUGCGUUUGCAUAAUCAGAACCUAAAUUAGAAUCCCCUCUUGGCCAUGAAACUCAAGAGCAAUCUUUGAAUAGUCAAUCUCUCAGCAUAAAGUACAGUUUUGCUUUAUUUCAAGGUAAGGUUGAAUACCAAUGAUAAUAAAUACAGAGUAGCACAGCGUGGUAAUUCAAAGAAGUGCUAUUUACCAAGUGUUGAUACAUUAUAUAAGUUCUCCAUACAUGCAAUAGAUUAGAAAAGUAGUACCUGGUGGCAGUAGUCUUGGAUGGGUGCUCCCAAGUCAACUAUCCCGCAACAUUAGCUUGCUGAGUAGAUUAGCUAAGCCAAAACAAUAAUUUUACAGCUUGCCAUUUGCCAGCCAGUGAACCUUCUCUUUGUUUAAUGUCCGCAAGUCAAAGUGUGUCCCAAGCUACAGCCCAUUGGGCUGGCACAGUAAAAGCACACCUGUUUCUAAGGACUAUGAUUAAAGCUGUUCUUUCUUCAUGGCAAGGUAUAGAAAAAUGCAGACAUUUGCAAAGCUGUAUAGUAUGUUUGUUGUCCCUCUGAGGUUAAGCACCAAUGUCCUCGCAUUCAGAUGUGAAAUUGAGAAUUGCUUUGUCCAGAUGCUAUGGGAAAGAGCCUGGAAAGACCAAAAGGCACAUUAUCAGACAAAUCUUCCUCCUUCCUCCUAUGUUUAAAAGUAAGCAAAUACAAUUCUCUUCUGUAGCACUAGCGCACUUCUACCAAGAUAGAUUUGGGUCUGGACAGCUAAACCAUUUUCCUCUCCUUAAAAAUGUUGGCCUUUCCAGAUUAUCUCUUUAAGGUGGCCAUAAGAAAUCACUUUGAGCAUAAGCUUCCUAUUUGCAUCGUGGGGAUAAUUGUAUUGGCCUACCUUUCAUAGCUGCAGAAAGGAUUACUGAUGAUGCCAUCCUUCCUUUUUUUUAGUGAUUGAACUACUUGGACAUAAGAUAAAGUUGUGGUUUUUUCCUAUGACAUCUGUGGAAUUAGACUUGUUUAAAUGGGAACGUGGAAUUUUAUAAUACAGUGAAUAACACUGAAUAUAGCACUCAAGUGGUUCAAAGUUGCUGCUUCUCUGUGCCUCUUUCUCUUUUCAUACUAGUGUCUUGUACAGAACAACACAUGAUCAGUAAUAGGAGAAUCAGCAUGAUGUCUCUUGCAAUGUCUAUUUCUGUCUGAAUAGAACUUCAGAUAAUGAUGGUUAGCUGUUUGCUAGUUUCUUUUACAAAUUUCACCUGUAAAAUUUACAUUCUGCUUUGCAUAGUAAUUAUCCCUUUUAAAAUGUAUUAAAAAUCUAACCAGUUUAAGUAGGCAAAGGUAUAUGUGAAAAGCAGCUCUAUUUUGUUUUUAUAUAAUGGAGGGAACAAAUGUAGUUGAAUAUUUUUAUAUAGCUGAUUCCUUUUCAGUGCACUGUGACUGUGGCAGCCCUUGAUUCACAAAGCCCUAGGUGGAGCUUGCCUCUUGGCUCCCAGUAACAUUGACCUGGUCAGACCAGACGUAAUAAAAAUGACAUUGUAUGUUGUUAAAGUCCUAUUUUGUAAAGCGCUACAUGUCCCUGUCCUUUAUUAAGAAAGGCUUUCAGAAUUAAACACAGGAGUUGCUUUUGUUUCUCUUAUUUAUGAUGAGCUUUAUUUAAACCUGAACAAUACCAUAAAGAAUUCUCAAAUGAACCUCUGCCAUUUUUACAAUGACUUUUUUAUUGGCUGCAUUUGUGCCUGCAAAUGCAGACUAAUAUCUGAAAACCCUAUUCAAGGUUUUUUUUUAUUUUAUUACUGUUCCUUCACCUGUAUAAUCUGCAUUUAUUAACUUGUCCUUUCCAAUAUAAUAAAAAAUGAAGCACUUUUUUUAUUAUUAUAAUGCUGAAGCAAAAGCCUAGAGUCAUUCCUGUUUCCCAGUCUCGGAGCAACCAACUUGGAGAUAUAAAAAUGCAAAACAGUAAGACUCCCCAGAGAAUAGAAUUGGCUGCGGAGCCAGAUGCUUCCAAGGACAAUAGCCAUAUAUUCAGCUCACAAUACAAACUGCUUUAUUGAUUUAUAGAAAUUAGUUUACCAUGAUUCCCUGGUAAUUACUUCAAAGGCUCAGUAGCCAUUCAUGCCGCCCCGCCCCCCCUUUUAAAUCUUGCAUCCCUAUUUUUCUGUCACCGACUCUUGGUUUCUCCCAUUCAUCAGCUGUUACUUUUCAUUUCAUGGCUCAGUGAUAAAACUCUCCAACUUUCCCCCCCUUAAAUAUCCAACCUGUUUUCUUCUUCGAUGCUUUGACUUUCUCAAGGACUCAUCUUUUAUCGCAUUAAACCUUACAGGCUGGCUAAUAAAUGUUCUCUCUUCUCCAUGAUGUGCAGGCAGGGAUCUGAAUUCUAAUAAUAUUAAAUCAGAUCUCUAGGCAAACACAUGGUAUCUUUGCUGAGUAUUGUAAGAUGGUCAAAAAUUCAAGUUGUUUGGCAUGCAGCCCACUCCUAUGCAUUAAAUCAGGGAUGAGGAACCUGCGGCCCUAAUGUUGCAGGACUCCAACUCCCAUCAGCCCCAACCAGCAUGGCCAAUGAGCAAGGAGGAUGAGAGCUGUAGUCCAGCAACAUCUAAAGUUACCCAUCUGCUGCAUUAAAAUUUAGUCCAGCUGAAUUAAAUGGGCUUAUUGCUAAGUAAUUGUGCACAGGAAUUUUGCAGAAGAUUGCAGCCUUUCAGAGAAGCCCAGUGGUCCAACUGUGAUGGCUGUCAUUAUUCUAUACCUUACCUUGGUAUAACUAGAAGGGAUUUAAUGCUUUCCUCCAAUGUUAGCAAUGUAUGUGUGCACCAACCAGUAUGUGGCAAUGGCGGGGAUGCCAUGAGAUUGUUUCUUAACCCAUUCCAUGCACUCUGCCACACACACGGCGCUUGUGUGCUGCUAGGAGGAAUCCACACCACCACAGGUAGCACAGAUUAGGUGUGAAACUCCCUAGGCUGUCCCUCAUGCAUAGGUUUGUCCCCAGGCAAAUGUGGCAAGAUAACCUGUUGCCCCAGAACCCUACAAAAACAAGAGCUGCCAUUCCAAUCAUAAUGAAUUGGGUAGCAUUCUAAGCCAGUGGACAGCCACAAGCAGCUACAAGCAGAUGUCAAGGAAAUGAACAACUAUCUGACUUUUAGAAGGCAACCCUGUUUAGGAAAGUUUUUAAUGUUUGAUGUUUUAUCAUGUUUUUAAUAUUCUGUUGGGAGCUGCCUAGAAUGGCUAGGGAAACCCAGCCAGAUGGGUGGGGUAUUAUUAUUAUUAUUAUUAUUAUUAUUAUUAAUAAUAAGAAUAAUUAAUAAUAUUUACUGGCAUUCCAAAUAGCAGAUUGCAGGAAAGCACCUUCUAGCCUUUUUUUCACUUCCAAGGAAAAUGUCAGGACCACAGAAGGACAACUAUCCCAGUCAAUAUAUCUGUCAGCUCCAUCGCCCUCAGUCUAGAAGCAAUACUGCACACAAAACCUGUAUGUGUCAGCACCCCCCUCCCCCCGGGAACACAUUGAAGCUCUGCUGUGGAACCAAGUUUUUCUUUGCAAACCUCUGGAAAGGCUUCCGGUGCUUCUGGGGAAGGCUUGCUCUUUGUUCCAGUGAUGAGGCCGAGAUAGCCAGAACUGUCAGCAAGGGCGGUGUGUGUGUGUGUGUGUGUGUGUGCGCGCGUGUGUACCUGUUUGAUCACCUAGUGGGACCUAGUGUAGAAGCAUCAUUAUCCAUAUGAUCACUUUUUAUUCCUGUUUGUUCCCACAUUGCUGUGUACAGGGGAGAACAGUUUUAAGAGUUUCUGGAAAAGAAGAAACUUUUUUGUUAUAGAGCAAAAAAUAAAAAUAGAUUUUUCCAUUUUUGAACCAUUUCAUAUUCCUCUCUCUCUUUUUUUGCUCUUUUGGGGUGUGUGGCAGCCAUUUUGUUCUAGGCCACACCCCCAGCGGCAAUUUUCUGACUUCGCACUGCCUCAAAAUUCCAAAUGUGCCCCUGGACCCAAAAAAGUUGGCAACUGCUGCACCAAUUUACCUGAGAGAGAAAUUAGGCAAAAAUUCCUGUAACCUUGUGAUAAUCAAAUACUUAGUUUAAUUCUGUCUGUAAAGGCAUUUCACUGAACAGUGACAGAAUGUAACAACCAGUGUAACUAAGCAUUUCUCCCCAUCCCAGCUCCUGAAAGUCUCAUGCAAGCUCUGGAAGAUCUGGAUUAUUUGGCUGCGCUGGACAAUGAUGGAAACCUUUCAGAAUUUGGAAUAAUAAUGUCAGAGUUUCCUAUCGAUCCACAGCUGUCAAAGGCUAUUUUAGCUUCGUGUGAAUUUGACUGUGUGGAAGAAAUGCUCACCAUUGCUGCCAUGGUAACAGGUAUUUUCUGAAGCGUUUGUGGCUACUGCUCAGGCCCAGUGUAAUUAUAUAGAACUACUGCCAUCAACCAUUUAUAGGAUGAUUAGUUGAUUCAUAGUUUGCCUUUUAACCAAGUAAAUGAGAAAAUUAAAAUAUUACAAAAACCUCAGUAGUGCCCCUUUGCAACAGUGAAAGACCUUACAGUUUAAUUAAAAAGUUACUGCUUCAUUAAUAAUUUCACCCUGUAUUUUGCUAACACACCUAAAUCAGAAUAAAUUUGAAAAAAGACAAGAGGUAUGCCCUUAACUCAAUCACCUCAUCAGUUAAAUUUGUUCCUUAUCAAUUAAUCAAGCAGAGGUUUCCUUAAUUAAUCUGCUUAUUAAAUUGAUUAAAGAUCAGAGCCAGAAAAAUCGCAGUACUCACAAUUAAUGAAAUGUAAAUUUAAAAAGGAUUCAAGUUAUUUUUUGUUUUGCACAGAUGUUCAGGGUGGGUUAUGUCACUUCUUCCACACAAUAUUUAAUGAGAAUAAAAUUAUACAGGCCUAUAGAGGCUUGCUCUGCAAUAUAGUAAAACACUGGUCUUAGUGUAAUGAUGUAGCAAAAAAGGUUAACACACCAAGCAAUGUUGUGCCAAUAUUCCCAUUGUUAUGCAUUUAUAGCUUUUCUGUCUCAUUCUACACAUACUGUAUUUAAUUACAAAUAAAUCCCACUGUUUUCUAGCAUUGUAGCAACACAUUAGGUCUAGUUGUCGCAAAUGUAGCAACACUUGGGUCCAGUUGUCGCAAAUAUUCAGUGAAGUGAUGAGCACUUCUCUUGAAUGUCCCACAUUAACUGGGAGAUCCCACAAUGGAAUUCUCAGCUCCCUCUUCCCCCUAAAAAAUACAUAGAAGACUUGCAUGUCAGAGAAGCCUGGUUCAUCAAGUUUUGCUUGCAGGAAUGUUUCCAUGGGGAAACAUUCUGUCAUGUGUGCUCCUAUCUACAACAUGAGGUCAAAACUAUGUAUUAUGGGGGGAAUAUCCAGACAUCAUCAAUUCAGCAUUUCUCCCCAGAAUGUAAGCCUGGAGAAAAAAAUGGUUUUGGUGCCAUUGCUUUAGUUGAAAACACUGCCACUCUUUCAGGGGUAUUUUCAGACCCACUGUGGCAGUCAAAAUGGAGAGGAUGAGAGUGAACCAUAGGUUUUGCUUGAAGGACCAAAGAGUGAGGGCAACAUUAUAAUGAAAAAAUUAUUACACAGCAUACAUUGUGCAUAUAGUAAGCUUUAUUUCACCGUAUCAGCUUGUUUUCAUUUCUCUCUCUUUCCUUUUGAACACAAGCUCCUAGUUGCUUUUUAAACCCGCCACAGGGAACAGAAGAGAUUGCAGUCGCUUGCUGGAGAUCAUUUUACCCUUAUCAAUGUCUACAGGGCUUACAAGGAAGCUAGGACAAGCUCCACAGGCCUGUGUAAGUGUGUGUCAAAUAUUUUAAUUACACUUUAAAAAUUCAUCCUGAAAUGCUUCUGAACAAUUAUUCCAGCUUUCACUUAUAGAGGACCUAUAAGCUAACAGACUAUUUUAUUUUUAUUUAAUAAUAAAAAACAGCAAAAGGAGCAGGGAAAGAGGCAAUGUGAGCAAUGAGGAUAGGCAGCAGGAGCCCUCUUCAGCAUAUUCAGCAUUAAGCAAAUACAAGGGGGGCAAAUCCAUGAGAAUGACUGUGCUAGCUCUGCCACUGGCAUUGUUUGGGAGGGUGACUGAAGCAAAGAGCCUUCUUCUCUUUUUGUGGAGGCUCUUGCAUAUUUUAAGAGGACAAUGAGGACCAUGGGGAGAGAGCUCACCCUUUCCAGUGGCUCCUUUUGCUUCAUACUUCCCUUCCUAUGGAAUGCUUGAAGAGGGCUAGCAAUGAAUUCCAAUUUUAAAAUGGUAAAUUAUAUGGUCUAAUGAAGAAAACGCAUACUUAGAAGUCAGUUCCAUUAAGUUCAGUGGGACUUAUCCCCAGAUAAGUGUGUAUAUGACUGUAGCCUUUAUCCUGAAAAAAGGGUUAUUCUGCCAGGUAAAAUCUUCAUAAUUACAUCUGGCAUGACAGAAUAACCUCUUUUCAGGAUGAAAGCUGCAGUCCUGUACAAAUUUAUUUGGGAAUAAGUCCCUUUAGAGUGUAAUGGAACUGGAUUCUCUAGCAAAAACAAACACAAUUUUACCUUUUUCCCCCUCGCAGACCGUAGUACUGAAAAGUGGUGUCAAGAGUAUUUUCUGAACUGCUCUGCACUAAGAAUGGCGGAAGCUAUCAGAGCUGAAUUGGAUGACAUUAUGAAACGAAUUGAACUCCCAAUUUCAGCACCUGCUUUUGGAUUGAAAGAAAAUGUACUGAGGAUAAAGAAAGCACUCUUGUCUGGUUACUUUAUGCAAGUAAGGAAACCAAAUGGAUAGUUUCAUCUAGGUUUAUUAAUGUUAUGGAAAAGCUUAAUUUAAUCAAAAUACUUUGCUUUCAUUUGUAUUGACAUAAUAAUGCUCUGUCCCUUUGAUUCCUAUCCCCCAAUUUGUUUUAAUUCUAUAGCUUACUCUUCAGUCCUCUUACAAUUCAUUUAAAGCUGUAAAAUUAAUUUGUGUAGUCAUUUGACUACAACACAACUAUUCUUGGAUCGUAUUUUGGUAUUUAAUGGAUAACUGAAUGCAGGUAAUACACUGCAGUAGGCAUAAGUCCAGGUAAAUUACAUGUCAUUUAUUGACUUUUCAUGUUCUAGAUAGCUCGUGAUGUUGAUGGUGCUGGAAACUAUUUAAUGUUGUCGCACAGGCAAGUAGCCCAGCUUCACCCUCUGUCAAUAUACUACAACACUGCAAGGAUCCCAGAGUGGGUUGUGUUCCAUGAAUUCAGUAUUCCUGAAAACAACUCUCUAAAAAUCAUCUCAGCGAUAUCACCUGAUCUGUGAGUAAGAGGAAGUUGGAAUUUAGGUUUUCAUUCAUGUUUGUAGCAUACAACUUCCAUUUAAGAGCACAACCCAACAUUACACAGCUUGCUUCCUGGGAAAAUUGGAGAAACAGGAAGGGUGGGUGAUCUUUGCCUUUAGCUUCCAGCAGUAAGAUACAUUUGUGUGUGUGUGUGUUUUUAAGCUGGCACCCCACCACCCACAUCAAUAGUUAGUGUUGAAAGGUCUCCUAGCACUUUUCUUAUUUUAAGCGGGUUAUGACCACAGAGAACUGCCUUAUAGUGAGUCAGACUAUUAGUCCCUCUAGCUCAGUGUUGUCAGUACAGACUGUAUUUCAUGUGGGAUUUUCUGCAUACAAAGUGUGUGCUCUAACAUUUCUGCAGAGUUUGGAUAUUUGGUAGCUACCUGUUCCAUAAUUUUGAUUUGGUGGAAAUAGUAUGACUUGUGCUGAAAGUUAUUAUAUGGGAGGUAUAUCAAAUAUCAUUAGGAUACUUUCACACUGAAUUAUAGAAAUCCAACUGACAAUCUCAUGGAAGUGUAUAUUAGAUCUGUCAGCAUUCUGAAAGUAUAUUAAGGGAGGCAAGGAAGUGAAAUGUUUUAAAGUUUUUAAAUCUCACCAUUUCACAACUGAUUUUAUCUGCAGGGCUAGCAUGAUCCUAUGAUCCAAAUAAAUGCAGAAUCAGUGCAGAAUGGAGUUGCUCAUUUUGGGCCCAUCAGCCCAAGCUAUGCUCCUAGUCUCCCAUUCAAGCAAAAUCCCAGUAAUGAAGUACUACCUGACAAGCUCCACAUUAGUUGUCCAGAAAUAGCCAUUGAGCAAAUCAUUUUAACUUCACUGUUUGCUUGGUGGCAUAGAUAAAUAACUGUUUUUAAAAGGGCCUUACAAAAGGAAACAAAGUGCAGGCUAUAGUCACAUGUUCUCAUUGACUUCAUACUGAGAAUUUGUUUCCGUGCAGAUGGUUUGAGCUUGCAGCUCAGCAUGGCUGAACUUCAGAAGUGCUUUCUAUUAAAUAAAUAAGUACAUUUUGGUUAAAAGCAUUUCACUUACUGAACCAUGGAUAAGGGAGUAAAGUUUUAAUUAGAAAUUUAAAAAUGAAAUGUUUAGCCUUCAGCUAUUUCAGUCCUAUGUCACAACUUGGUUUGAUGCACCUGCUUAAGCAGGUAGUAAGUUCAAAUUGAUACAAUGCAAUCCCCCUUUUAGUAAGAUAGACUGAAGAAUAUGGGUGAUAGACAAUGUUAAGACUAGUAUGAAAUUAAUGGACAAGUUAACUCUGAGCAUAUCUAUUCCUGUGUCCUGGCACACAGAACCAAUACACAGAUGUGAAAUCAAAGUUAAACAAAAUUCAUGUUAUAUAUUGAAUCAGGAGCACUAAUGAAUAACUAAUAAUUCCGCACAUGUGUGGCUAGUGAUGACUGAAUUUAUUUGAAAUGCUAUAAUGCACAUAGUAGCAGGAAACCAUUCCUUUUCCCCAAACUACUAAAAUAGAUAAAAAUUGUGCCCUUCUACAGUUUCCCUAAAUUUAAAUAGGUUAUGCACUGAAGCUUCUGGUAGAAUUUGCAAAGAGUAUACUCAUAUCCAGGACUAUGUUAUAUUUUGAUUGCAACACCUGGAAACCAACUACUAGCACUCCAAGGCAAACGGAACAUAUUAAUUUGUAAAGAAACUGUAUAAUCUUAUAUGUACACUUUACCUGGAAUAUAUAAUUUGGAACCGAUUCCAGCUAUGCAGCUCUAUAUUUAAUGCAUCAAAAUGUUCCUGUCUGUAAGCAUUUGCUGCAUGAGUCAUAAAACAGUCAUAGAAAAUAUUGAAAAAUUGCCUUCUUAAAAAAAAUAUACCCUCACUUGUUUAUUCUGUUUCUUAACAGAUUUGUGGAGCUGGCACCUCAAUACUAUUUUAGUAAUCUGCCUGCCAGUGAGAGCAAGGCUAUUCUGCAGGAAGAAAUCAAUCAUUUAUCACCCAUUUCAACAACAGGCAAGGAAGAAAAAACAAACAGCAAAGAUAAAGAAUAUAAAAAAUAUCCUGAAACACCUGCCAAACAGCGAUGCAUUAUUCAAUAAGUUUGCUAUCCCAAACUGUGUUGAAGUAUAUAACCUCUAUGUACAAUAUAUUCCCAACACCAGCUUUUAUAUGACAUGAGAAAUGAUUUUAAAACAGAACAAAAUCGCAGGAGUUUUUUGUUAUUAUCUUUGGCAACAUGGAAACAACCUACAGUUAGUUAGAAAAGUUUUCAACAAUAAUUAAGUGAUUACUGUUUUGA
Podarcis lilfordi (Lilford's wall lizard) is the source of this 23003-nucleotide messenger RNA. The record is from the annotation of a GenBank genome assembly. NCBI's taxonomy places the organism in Eukaryota, Metazoa, Chordata, Lepidosauria, Squamata, Lacertidae.